AUGUCUGACGAACCGACUGCUGUUACUACUGAAGUUCAGGAGGCCCUGGACGUUCACGAACCCUCUCUUUCAAAGGUGCCUGGUUCCGCGCCCGAAGGGGACGACGAGGGGGAAGAAAGCGACACGUAUGAUGACUUUGAUGCUGAGGAUAACAAGGAUAACGGGGAAUUUGCAGGGGCUGAAGACGACGACGAGGAUGGGGAUGACGGGGAAGAUCAUGAGGAAGAGCGAGAUGUUGCCAAGUCCAAUUUGACUGCUUUGCUCCUUAACGAUCCGAAUGCCGGAGGCGUCACCGGAAAUGCAGACGAAGACGAGGACGAUGAAGAUGCUGAUAGUGAGGAAGAGUAUAACGAGGAACAAGAGGAACCCGAAGUUGUUGCGGUACAAGCGAAUGGUAAUGGGAAGAAGAGGACCAUUGAUGAUGUAAACUCGGACGAAGUUGGAGUGGAAGCCGACGAACGUGAGGCUGCGGCGAAGAAAGUGAAAGCUUGA
Marasmius oreades (fairy-ring Marasmius) is the source of this 492-nucleotide messenger RNA. RefSeq lists its product as uncharacterized. The transcript has 4 exons. The record is from RefSeq and is a predicted model, not a curated record. Bases 1 to 492 code for a protein of 163 amino acids. Lineage: Eukaryota; Fungi; Basidiomycota; Agaricomycetes; Agaricales; Marasmiaceae.